Molecule: messenger RNA, 411 nt
Organism: Lathyrus sativus (Indian pea)
Lineage: Eukaryota; Viridiplantae; Streptophyta; Magnoliopsida; Fabales; Fabaceae
Source: the annotation of a GenBank genome assembly
AUGAUUGUUCUCAAAGACAUUGUGCCUGCUGCUCAAAACAACAUAGACACUAAAUUUAUAUUCUUGGAGAAAGGGAAGACAACACUUGAAGGGCAAAAUAAAGUGUGUUUGGCGCUUGUAGCUGAUGAGACUGCAGCGGUUCAUGUUCAGCUUUGGGGAGAUGAGUGCGAUGCUUUUGAUUCAAGUGAUAUAAUUUAUCUAACCAAUGGCAUAUUUUCCUACCAGCACGGCAACCUUAUCUUAAGGGCGGGUAAGAGAGGGAAGUUAGAGAAGAUAGGAGAGUUUACUAUGUCCUAUGUUGAGACACCAAACAUGAGUGAGAUUCAUUGGGUUCGAGAUUCAACAAAUUCUAAGUAUAUGCAGGAGCGUGUAAUAUCUCCCCAUUCACGCAUUUUCCCUCCAAUUUUGUAG